Ctenopharyngodon idella (grass carp) is the source of this 1909-nucleotide messenger RNA. It is a transcript of the gene serpind1, whose product is annotated as serpin peptidase inhibitor, clade D (heparin cofactor), member 1. The record is from RefSeq and is a predicted model, not a curated record. Bases 151 to 1683 code for a protein of 510 amino acids. Gene Ontology annotation, biological process: blood coagulation; negative regulation of endopeptidase activity. Lineage: Eukaryota; Metazoa; Chordata; Actinopteri; Cypriniformes; Xenocyprididae. The transcript is spliced from 5 exons. Gene Ontology annotation, molecular function: serine-type endopeptidase inhibitor activity.
UUUCAAGGGUUAAAUAAGUCAGAUGUGUGGACUGUUUGAACUCGCUGCUGUUUGAUCAGUGAAGAGCCAAUUCAAAGUCCAGUUGGGAAACGAAUCCACAAACGGACAUCCACAUACACACAAUCACAGAUUCCAGAGGGAGAAAGCAGGAUGUGGGUCUUUCAAGUUAUAGUUGUAGUCUCUCUUUUGAGCAGCCCUACUCUGGCUGGGGUCAAAGACCUCGAAAUACACUUUGGCGGAGAUGAGAAGGAAAAGUUGGUGGAUGCCCGUGGACUUUCUCCAGAUGGAGGGAACACAAACAUGGAGUCCAUCCCGCUGGACUUCCAUCGGGAGAACACGGUCACGAACGACCUCCCGCUGGAGGGGCUGGACGAAGAAGACUACAUCGACUUCGAUAAGAUCUUGGCAGAAGGUGAGGAUGACUACAGCGAAGGCGAUCACAUAGAUGAGAUCUCCACCCCUGCUCCCGACCUUGACCUCUUCUCUGAGCCAAGCGACCCCAAAAUACGCAGAGCACGCCUGUUGCGGCUCUUCCACGGGCAAUCGCGCCUGCAGCGCAUCAAUGUCGUCAACAACCGCUUCGGGUUUCGGCUUUAUCGGAAACUGCGCAAUCGGCUUAACCAGACAGACAACAUUCUGCUUGCUCCUGUCGGGAUCUCCAUCGCGAUGGGCAUGAUGUCUCUGGGAACCGGCCCAACCACCCACGAGCAACUCUACCAAACUCUCGGAUUUGCCGAAUUCGUCAACGCCAGCACACAUUACGAUAACUCGACCGUGCACAAGCUGUUCCGCAAACUCACACACAGGCUUUUCAGACGAAACUUCGGCUACACCUUACGCUCCGUUAACGACCUGUAUGUGAAACGCAAUGUCCGCGUACAGGAGGCUUUCCGUUCCGACGCCAAGACGUACUACUUCGCCGAGCCACAGUCCGUGGAUUUUGCCGACCCGGCGUUCCUUGUGAAGGCCAACCAGCGUAUUCAGAAAAUCACCAAAGGUCUGAUAAAGGAACCGCUGAAGAGUGUCGACCCCAACAUGGCAGUGAUGCUCCUGAACUACCUCUACUUCAAAGGUACGUGGGAGCAGAAGUUUCCGAAGGAACUGACACACUACCGGCAAUUCCGUGUCAAUGAGAAAAAGCAAGUGCGUGUUCCCAUGAUGCAGAACAAAGGAAGUUACCUGGCGGCGGCCGACCACGAGCUCAACUGCGACAUACUGCAGCUGCCCUACUCUGGGAACAUCAGCAUGCUCAUCGCCGUUCCUCAGAAACUCUCAGGAAUGAGAUCUCUGGAGCAGGAGAUCUCCCCAACCCUGAUCAACAAGUGGCUUAGCAACAUGACCAACAGGACUCGUGAGGUGGUUUUCCCUCGGUUUAAGCUGGAGCAGAACUAUGACUUGAUUGAGCACCUGAAGGAAAUGGGCCUGACGGACCUGUUCUCCGAAAAGGGCGAUUUUUCCCCGAUGACCUCGGAGAAGGUCGUCAUCAACUGGUUUAAGCAUCAGGGCACCAUUACAGUGAAUGAAGAAGGAACUGAGGCCGCAGCGAUGACACACAUCGGAUUCAUGCCUUUGUCAACACAGACACGUUUUGUGGUGGACCGCCCCUUCCUCUUCCUCAUCUACGAGCAUCGCACAGGCUGCGUCGUGUUCAUGGGACGUGUGGUAGACCCUUCACAGAGUUAAUCAGACACACAAACACAAUACAGCUAUGCAACGGCCGAUGCAUCACUGUAUAGCAAUGAAACUAAAGAGUCAAAAAAUUAUAUAAAAUAGUAGCCAGAUAUAAAGCAGAUGAUGGUUGUGUUUUGUUUUAUAAAGUAAGGAGUUUUGUAAAGAAAGUUCAUCAACUGAUAAACAUAAACAUGUAUUUUUGAGGCAGAACAUGUUGAAAAUAAAAUGAAUCAGAGGA